CUUAAGUUUAUGUACGCUGGUCGCUGUAGGCAUGUCAUUUUUCCACGUGUUUUCAAGAGCAUUUUUUCAUAGCUAAAUUUCAAUUUGGUUAAAUUUUAUAUUAAAAAUAUUUUUCGCGGCACUCAAGUUGUCGUUUUUAAAUAAUUAUUUUUUUUUGGAAAUAAUAAGCAAUGGGUAGGCCAGGGUUUUCCCCACGUGGUGGUGAUCGCGGUGGAAGAGGUGGUGGCGGUGGAAGAGGGAGAGGAGGUGGUGGCGGAGGCGCACGCGGUGGGUUCGGUGGUAGAGGAGGCGGUGGUGGUGGCGGCGCGCGUGGUCGCGGAGGCCCACGUGGUGGUGGUGGUGCUAGAGGUCGUGGGGGGCCCCGCGGAGGUGGUGGAGGUGGUUUCCGCGGUGGGAAAACUGUAAUCAUAGAGCCACAUCGUCACGAAGGUGUCUUUAUUGCUCGUGGUAAAGAAGAUGCGCUUGUUACACGCAAUUUUGUACCUGGCUCCGAAGUUUACGGGGAAAAAAGAAUAUCUUCCGAGGUGGACGGAGAGAAAGUUGAGUACAGAGUAUGGAAUCCAUUCAGAUCAAAACUAGCUGCUGCAAUUUUAGGAGGAGUUGACAAAAUACAUAUGCCUCCUGGAUCGAAAGUGCUUUAUUUGGGUGCGGCGUCUGGCACAACAGUUUCCCACGUGUCUGAUGUCGUCGGACCUGAGGGUCUUGUAUAUGCUGUGGAAUUCUCACAUCGUUCUGGUCGUGACCUUAUUAAUGUGGCUAAAAAGCGAACAAACAUCAUUCCCAUAAUCGAAGAUGCUCGCCACCCGCACAAAUAUCGUAUGCUUGUGGGUAUGGUUGACACAAUAUUUGCCGAUGUUGCCCAACCAGAUCAAGGAAGAAUUGUCGCCCUUAACGCUCAACAUUUCCUCAAAAACAACGGGCACUUUGUGAUAUCCAUUAAGGCGUCAUGUAUUGAUUCGACAGCGCAGCCUGAAGCUGUUUUUGCAGCCGAAGUUAAAAAAAUGCAAGCAGACAAGCUCAAACCACAAGAACAGAUAACUUUGGAGCCAUAUGAAAGAGAUCACGCUGUAGUUGUUGGUGUUUAUCGGCCGCUUCCAAAAGGUGGAAGUUAGAAUUGACUAGCUUUUAUAUAGGCAUUAGUUUUAAGUUUUUUUUCAAUAAAGUAGACGAUGAAGUAAAAAAACA
Episyrphus balteatus (marmalade hoverfly) is the source of this 1185-nucleotide messenger RNA. RefSeq names its product rRNA 2'-O-methyltransferase fibrillarin (gene Fib). Bases 171 to 1112 code for a protein of 313 amino acids. Gene Ontology annotation, biological process: box C/D sno(s)RNA 3'-end processing; rRNA methylation. Gene Ontology annotation, cellular component: small-subunit processome; nucleolus; box C/D methylation guide snoRNP complex. NCBI's taxonomy places the organism in Eukaryota, Metazoa, Arthropoda, Insecta, Diptera, Syrphidae. The record is from RefSeq and is a predicted model, not a curated record. Gene Ontology annotation, molecular function: RNA binding; histone H2AQ104 methyltransferase activity; rRNA methyltransferase activity. The transcript is spliced from 3 exons.